GGAGGGACUGGCAGAGGGAUUGAGCAGGAGGGGAAAAGGCCAUGAUCCGGAUAAUGAUCUCAUGGCCCCUCUGCCAGCCCCUGUGAAUGACGGCGUGUCUGCAGCACUGACAGGCGGGCACUGGGUGGCCAAAAAGUGCCACUGACCAGUAACAGCAGCAGCAUCACUGUCACUCCUCAUCAUUCCUCUGUGAGGGUGACAGCACAGGGAACAGUGCUAUACGUCUCAACAGACAGGAAGGCAAGACAGCAGCAGGAUUAGUAGCUCUGCCACGAACAUUCAAUGUCGACACCUACAGAUCCGGGUGCAAUGCCUCACCCGGGGCCAUCUCCUGGUCCUGGGCCCUCUCCAGGACCUAUCCUAGGACCUAGCCCAGGGCCUGGACCUUCUCCAGGAUCAGUGCACAGCAUGAUGGGACCAAGUCCAGGACCACCCAGUGUAUCCCAUCAACUUUCCAGUAUAGGCCCAGAUUAUCCACAGGAAAGCAUGCAUCAGAUGCAUAAGCCGCCAAUUGAUAGCAUCCAUGAUAAAGGAAUGGCUGAAGACAUGCAUUGUGCAACCAUCAAGGGUUCAAACAUGAGACCACCUCAUGCUGGAAUGGGACCACCACAAAGCCCAAUGGAUCAGCAUAGUCAAGGAUACAUGUCACCCCAUCCUUCACCUUUGGGGGCACCCGAACAUGUAUCCAGCCCAAUGUCAGGAGGUGGUCCAACUCCUCCACAAAUACCACCAACACAACCAGGGCUCAUGAUGCAAGGAGAUUCACAAGGUAUAAGUCAACCUAGUCGUGGCCCCUCCGCAUUCAGUCAGGUACAACUUCAUCAGCUACGAGCUCAAAUUUUGGCUUACAAGAUGUUGGCGAGAGGGCAGCCUUUAUCUGAAAAUCUGCAGCUUGCUGUACAGGGAAAAAGGACUCUGCCUGCAAUUCAACAGCAGCAGCAACCACCACCACCGCAACCACUGCCACCACAGCAGCAAGCCCCUACUAAUUUCAGCAGACCUCCUGGUAUGGCAAUGCACCCGAUGGCUGUCCCUCCUCCUGGAGCAGGAUCAGCACCUGGAAUGGCUGGACAUUCUGCCAGUAUGACCCCAAAGCCUUGGACAGAAGGACAAGGAUCAGAUAUGAAUGUUCCAAGCACUCCUCAGAAACUUGUUGUCCCACCACCAAGUGGAAGGCCUUCUCCGGCUCCUCCCUCUGCUCCUCCUUCUGUUGCUCUGCCUGGGCCAUCUGUCCCCCAGCCAACACCAGGGCAGCCUGCGCCUAUCGUUCAGCUACAGCAGAAGCAGAAUCGUAUUAGCCCUGUCCAAAAACCUCAAGGCUUAGAUCCUGUUGAAAUACUACAAGAACGGGAGUACAGGCUACAAGCUCGCAUUGCCCACAGGAUCCAGGAACUGGAAAAUCUACCUGGCUCUCUGCCACCAGACCUGAGAACAAAAGCCACGGUGGAACUGAAAGCUUUGCGCCUUCUCAACUUCCAACGUCAGCUUAGACAAGAGGUUGUGGCAUGCAUGCGCAGGGAUACCACCCUCGAGACUGCUCUGAACUCGAAAGCUUACAAAAGAAGCAAACGGCAAACGCUACGUGAAGCCCGAAUGACAGAAAAACUAGAGAAGCAGCAGAAAAUAGAACAGGAAAGAAAACGUAGACAAAAGCACCAGGAAUAUCUCAAUAGCAUCUUGCAGCAUGCUAAGGACUUCAAAGAAUAUCACCGAUCUGUCACUGGUAAAAUUCAGAAACUAUCUAAAGCAGUUGCGACAUGGCAUGCAAACACGGAACGCGAGCAAAAGAAGGAAACCGAACGCAUAGAAAAAGAAAGAAUGAGAAGACUGAUGGCAGAAGAUGAAGAAGGAUACCGUAAGCUGAUUGACCAGAAGAAAGAUCGGCGUCUGGCUUACCUUCUACAGCAAACCGACGAGUAUGUCGCUAAUCUGACUAGUUUGGUGUGGGAGCACAAACAAGCACAGGCAGCCAAGGAGAAAAAGAAAAAGAGGAGAAAGAAGAAGGUGGAGGAAAAUGUGGAGGGAAUGGGAUCUGGUCUUGGCAUUGAAGGAGAGUUAAUAGACGAGAGCAGCCAGAUGAGUGACCUGCCUGUUAAAGUGAUACACACUGAAACCGGAAAAGUACUACUUGCUCCCGAUGCACCAAAAGCAAGUCAGCUUGAUACAUGGCUGGAAAUGAACCCAGGAUAUGAAGUGGCUCCAAGAUCUGACAGUGAAGGAAGUAGCUCUGAAUAUGAAGAAGAGGAAGAGGAUGAGGACUCUAGCAGACUGGAAGCAGAUGAGAAGAAACGCUUAGAUCUGGCCAAAGAGGAACAUGAACAGGACAGCGCUAAACACAUAAUUGAGACAGCAAAGCAAGAUGUGGAUGAUGAAUACAGCAUGCAGGCAGACGCACGCCAGUCUCAGUCCUACUAUGGUGUGGCUCAUGCUAUCACAGAGAGGGUUGAAAAGCAGUCAACUCUUCUUAUCAACGGUUCCCUAAAGCAUUACCAGAUUCAGGGCUUGGAAUGGAUGGUUUCUCUUUACAACAACAAUUUAAAUGGCAUUCUUGCUGAUGAAAUGGGGCUUGGGAAGACAAUUCAGACUAUUGCACUCAUAACCUAUCUCAUGGAGCACAAGAGGCUCAAUGGCCCCUAUCUCAUUAUCGUUCCGCUUUCGACAUUAUCAAAUUGGCAGUAUGAGUUUGAUAAGUGGGCACCAUCAGUUGUGAAAAUCGCUUACAAGGGUACACCUGCCAUGAGACGUUCAUUAGUUCCUCAGCUCAGGACUGGGAAGUUCAAUGUACUCUUGACGACCUAUGAGUACAUUAUCAAGGACAAGCACAUUCUUGCAAAGAUCCGAUGGAAGUACAUGAUUGUGGAUGAAGGGCACCGAAUGAAGAAUCACCAUUGUAAACUCACUCAGGUCUUGAAUACCCAUUACGUCGCUCCAAGACGUAUAUUGCUGACUGGAACCCCACUUCAGAACAAGCUUCCUGAGCUUUGGGCCCUUUUAAAUUUCCUUCUACCCACCAUCUUCAAAAGCUGCAGUACAUUUGAGCAGUGGUUCAAUGCCCCGUUUGCCAUGACAGGAGAGAGGGUGGAUUUAAAUGAAGAAGAAACUAUAUUGAUCAUUCGCCGUCUGCACAAAGUGUUGCGUCCUUUCUUGUUGAGGAGAUUGAAGAAAGAAGUGGAGUCGCAAUUACCUGAAAAGGUUGAAUAUGUUAUUAAAUGUGAUAUGUCAGCUCUUCAGAAGGUCUUGUACCGACACAUGCAGGCUAAGGGGAUCCUUCUUACUGAUGGCUCAGAAAAGGAUAAGAAGGGCAAGGGUGGAGCUAAAACACUCAUGAACACUAUUAUGCAGCUAAGAAAAAUAUGCAACCACCCGUACAUAUUUCAGCAUAUUGAGGAAUCCUUUGCUGAACAUCUGGGUUAUGCCAAUGGCAUCAUAAAUGGGCCUGAUUUGUACAGAGCCUCAGGAAAGUUCGAGUUACUUGAUCGAAUUUUACCAAAGCUAAGAGCCACAAAUCAUCGCGUCCUACUUUUCUGUCAAAUGACAUCACUCAUGACUAUAAUGGAAGACUACUUUGCUUUCCGGAACUUCCUGUACCUGCGACUUGAUGGUACUACCAAGUCAGAGGACCGUGCUGCACUACUAAAAAAGUUUAAUGCCGAAAAUUCUCAAUACUUCAUCUUCUUGCUGAGUACUAGAGCUGGGGGUCUCGGUUUGAAUCUUCAAGCUGCAGAUACAGUAGUUAUAUUUGACAGUGAUUGGAAUCCUCAUCAGGAUUUGCAAGCACAAGAUCGAGCUCACAGAAUCGGCCAGCAAAACGAGGUGCGUGUGCUGCGCUUGUGCACUGUGAACAGUGUGGAGGAGAAGAUUCUUGCUGCUGCCAAAUACAAGCUAAACGUAGAUCAGAAAGUCAUACAGGCUGGCAUGUUUGAUCAAAAGUCUUCAAGCCACGAGCGGAGAGCCUUCCUGCAAGCUAUAUUAGAACAUGAAGAACAAAAUGAGCCUGUGCCCCAAACAACAGCAUUCAGCCAAAAGAAAGAUGAUGUGUCAGGAGAUAAUUCCCAAGAAGGUUCAAGCCAGGAAGAAGAUGAAGUUCCUGAUGAUGAAACCCUGAAUCAGAUGAUUGCUCGACAUGAGGAGGAAUUCGAACUUUUUAUGCGUAUGGACUUAGAUCGGCGCAGAGAGGAUGCCCGCAAUCCUAACCGCAAGCCUCGUUUGAUGGAGGAGGAUGACCUGCCUUCAUGGAUCAUUAAAGAUGAUGCUGAAGUUGAGCGUCUCACUUGUGAAGAAGAGGAAGAAAAGAUAUUUGGAAGAGGGUCACGUCACCGCAGAGAUGUGGAUUACAGUGAUGCUCUCACAGACAAACAGUGGCUCAGAGCUAUCGAGGACGGAAAUCUGGAAGAAAUGGAGGAAGAAGUACGGCUGAAGAAGCGCAAACGAAGAAGAAACGUGGACAAAGAUUCUAUCAAAGAAGAUGGGGAAAAGGCCAAAAAGAGAAGGGGACGGCCUCCUGCUGAAAAGCUGUCUCCAAAUCCACCUAAGCUGACCAAACAGAUGAAUGCUAUAGUUGAUACCGUAAUAAACUACAAGGACAGCUCUGGUCGGCAGCUAAGUGAAGUCUUCAUUCAACUUCCAUCUAGAAAAGAAUUACCAGAGUAUUAUGAAUUAAUCCGCAAACCUGUUGACUUCAAAAAAAUUAAGGAAAGAAUUCGCAAUCACAAAUACAGGAGUAUCGGUGACCUAGAGAAAGAUGUCAUGUUACUGUGCCACAAUGCUCAGACAUUCAAUUUAGAAGGGUCCCAGAUCUACGAGGAUUCCAUUGUUCUACAAUCAGUCUUCAAAAGCGCCAGGCAAAAGAUUGCUAAAGAGGAAGAGAGUGAGGAUGAUAGCAAUGAUGAGGAUGAUGAAGAGGAUGAUGACGAAUCCGAAUCUGAAUCAAAAUCUGUGAAAGUCAAAAUCAAACUAAAUAAAAAGGAUGACAAGUGCCGAGACAAGGGAAAGGGAAAGAAACGUCUAAGUCGUGGAAAAGCAAAGCCGGUUGUGAGUGACUAUGACAGCGACGAAGAUCUGGAAGAUAAUGAUCAAUCGGAAGUAAGUGGGAGCGACGAUGAAUGAUCUCCUUGUGGUCCUAUUUCUGGGCACAGUACUCCCUUUACAGUUUCAACACAUCAUAUUUUUUCUAAGAUAAACAAUGGAUUGUUUCUGUACUUUCAUCAUUCUAGUAACAUUAGAAUAGUUCCAGACAAACAUGGUUUCAUCGUGUAAAAACAAAAAUCUUUGUAACAUAUUGUGACCAAAACGAGCCUGCAACAUGAAGCAAGUUAUUCAAUUUUUGAUGGAAAACUGUGGCUCUAUAGUAUAUUUCUGUGGUCGGUUUCGCUGGGAAAUGGUUUCUCUGUGCCUGGUUUCAUAUAUUAUGGUGCGGUUAACGGCAUUGCAAAGCUGAAAACGUAUUUUGUAGCAAUGAAAAACCGGGACAAACCAACAAAAGUAACUGGUUAUUUUAUUUUUCGUCAGGCGAUUUUUAGCAGUUUUUACGUUGCUGUGAUUCAGUAUUUUUUUUUUUUAAUGUUUUUAUUAUGUUUAAUUUUUUUGUUUAGUUUUUCCCCCAUCAUUGUGGUACAUAUAUAUAUGCAAAUUAAAGUGCUAGUUAACCCUUUUGGUGCUAUAUGGGCCUCAAUGUAUUGCUUCAUAUGCGAUGGCUCAAAUAGCUCACAAAGUGUUAAUAUGCAGUAGUUAUAUUUUUCAUUUAUUUCAUCCUUUACCCCUCCUCCCACUCUACAGUUUUUUUCCCCUUGGACUAAAGCUCUUUGAUUGCAGGGUUUGUCUAAAUAUUAUAAAAUAUAUGGCUAAAAUAAUCUGUUAUUUUUCUUUCUUUUACUUUUUUUCUUCUACAAUUUCUACUUGUUAUGAAAAGUUUGGUUAUACUUGUUAUUAAAUGUUGCAAACUAUAUAAAGUGUAAUGGAACGCUUAUCUUUUCUACCCUCCUCCUCCCACCUUCUUCAGACUGACCUUUGUUACCAAUGUGGAUAAUCAGCUUUUCCCUAAAGUGUACUUAAUCUUUGCUUUCUUUGCACAAUGUCUUUGGUUGCAAUUCAUAAGCCUGAGGCAAAUAAAAUUCCAGCAAUUUUGAGAAAAAAAAGAAAUGUUGUUCUUUAUUAGUAAGGGAAAAACAUUUUUUUUAAUUUACCGAUUAAUUUUCAGCCAGUUAAUUGGACCUCAAGCUAACUGACAUGACCACUAGGGGCACUGCAUCAUCUGCAAACUAAUUAACACUUGUAUAUAAACUAUUUUCGAUCACUAUAGAGAAGAUUUUUUUUUUUUUUUAAAUAUUAAAUGGGAAAGUCCAUCCAUUUCACUUGUUUUAAGAAAAGCUGUGCUGUGUGUGUAAUUUACCAGUGUCUGAUUGAAAUAAGAUAGUUUGGA
Messenger RNA from Pelobates fuscus (common spadefoot toad), 6418 nucleotides. RefSeq names its product SWI/SNF related, matrix associated, actin dependent regulator of chromatin, subfamily a, member 2 (gene SMARCA2). Gene Ontology annotation, biological process: positive regulation of transcription by RNA polymerase II. Gene Ontology annotation, molecular function: DNA binding; histone binding; ATP-dependent chromatin remodeler activity. Lineage: Eukaryota; Metazoa; Chordata; Amphibia; Anura; Pelobatidae. The record is from RefSeq and is a predicted model, not a curated record. Gene Ontology annotation, cellular component: nucleus. The transcript is spliced from 36 exons. The coding region runs from base 283 to 5106 and encodes 1607 amino acids.